AUGCUGAUUGGAAUUGGUAGCUUCAGCUCUGUAUAUAAAGGCAUUCUUGAUCAGAAAGAAAAUCCAAUUGCUGUGAAGGUUCUCAAUCUCCAGCAAAAAGGAGCUGACAAGAGUUUCAUUGCUGAAUGUAAUGCAUUACGAAGUGUUAGGCAUCGAAAUCUUGUUAAGAUCUUGACUUGUUGCUCUAGCAUAGAUUACAAUGGCAAUGAAUUCAAGGCUCUAGUCUUUGAGUAUAUGUCCAAUGGAAGCCUAGAGAAGUGGUUCCAUCCAAUGAAUAAUGAUGAAAACCACUCGACACGUCUGAACCUACUUCAAAGACUGAAUAUCUCAAUGGAUGUGGCUUCUGCAAUUCACUAUCUUCAUGAUGAUUGUGACCAGCCAAUCAUUCACUGUGACUUGAAGCCUAGCAAUGUUCUUCUUGACAAUGAAAUGGUUGCCCAUGUAACUGAUUUCGGAUUCGCAAGGUUGAUCUCAAACACAACCAGCUUCUUGAAUGCUCAAACUAGCACAACUGGAAUGAAGGGAACAAUUGGCUAUGUCGCUCGAGAGUAUGGAAUGGGUGGAGGGCCAUCAAGAGAGGGUGAUGUAUAUAGUUAUGGCAUCCUUGUAUUGGAAAUGUUCACUGGAAAGAGACCCACCGAUGAAAUGUUCAAAGAUGAUUUCAAUCUUCAUAACUUCGUUAGGACAGCCUUGCCAGAAAAACUUGUGGAAAUAGUGGACUCUUCUCUUCUCCCUAGAGAAGCAGAACAAAAUGCAUUGAUGAUAAGAGAAUUAGAUGCAAGAAAACAACAACGACAAUAUGGGAGACGUUGA
Molecule: messenger RNA, 813 nt
Organism: Morus notabilis
Lineage: Eukaryota; Viridiplantae; Streptophyta; Magnoliopsida; Rosales; Moraceae
Product: probable LRR receptor-like serine/threonine-protein kinase At3g47570
Exons: 2
Coding region: 1-813 (270 amino acids)
Biological process (GO): protein phosphorylation
Molecular function (GO): protein kinase activity; ATP binding
Source: RefSeq, a predicted model, not a curated record